CGGCAACUCCUAGGGUUUCAUCACUAUAACUCAAGGUUUCAUCACUAUCUGAUUCUUUCCUCUUUGCCGAACCUUCGUCUUCUUGCUCUCUGCUACGAUUCACUUCACUUCACUUCAUCACAUUCGUCAACGAUAAUGGCGGACAAGGCAGUCACCAUACGAACCCGGAAGUUCAUGACCAACCGGCUUCUCUCCAGGAAGCAAUUUGUCAUUGAUGUUCUUCACCCAGGAAGACCUAAUGUCUCUAAGGCAGAGCUGAAGGAAAAGUUAGCAAGAAUAUAUGAUGUGAAGGAUGCAAAUGCAAUUUUUGUCUUUAAGUUCCGAACUCACUUUGGAGGUGGAAAAUCAACUGGGUUCGGUUUGAUUUAUGAUUCUGUUGAAAAUGCCAAAAAAUAUGAGCCCAAGUACAGGCUCAUCAGGAAUGGGCUUGACACUAAAGUGGAAAAAUCAAGGAAGCAAAUGAAGGAAAGGAAGAACAGAGCGAAGAAGAUUCGUGGAGUAAAGAAAACAAAGGCCUCAGAUGCUGCCAAGGGUGGAAAGAAGAAAUGAGUUCACUUCUAUGUUUUCGUGCCUAAGUGUUUUUCUCUAUCAUGUCUUUAUUUCAUCCCUCUCUAAAUUUUAAUUCUUAAGUGGUGUUGGGCACUGCCAAUGAAAUCCAUGUCUGGUUGAUUAUUGACACCAAUGUUUUAGCCAUUAAUUUUGAAUUUGGGGAGUUUUUUGCAGGGAACAAUUUUGACAUUAGUGACCAUAUAUUUUAUAGUUAUCAAAAGUUUCAUUAUAAAAAGUGGUUGAAGUUGUGUUUUGCUU
Cucumis sativus (cucumber) is the source of this 807-nucleotide messenger RNA. Its product is annotated as 40S ribosomal protein S24-1. Gene Ontology annotation, molecular function: structural constituent of ribosome. Gene Ontology annotation, cellular component: ribosome. Lineage: Eukaryota; Viridiplantae; Streptophyta; Magnoliopsida; Cucurbitales; Cucurbitaceae. The record is from RefSeq and is a predicted model, not a curated record. Bases 136 to 549 code for a protein of 137 amino acids. The transcript has 5 exons. Gene Ontology annotation, biological process: translation.